AUGUCUGAAGCGAAGUCAAGGCCCAGGGACUCCGCCCUUGGGGUUUUCAAAGAGAUCUUCAAUUGGUACCCGUCUAAUUAUCCAUCUGAGGAGAGAAGGUUGCUGUUCAAACUAGACUUGUCAAUCUUGGUGUUUGCUUGUCUAUGCUUCUUUGUAAAGUACUUAGAUCAGACAAAUAUCAGCAAUGCCUACGUCAGCGGCCUCAAGGAAGAAUUCGCCCUUUACGGGAAUGAACUAAACUACUUCAAUGUCUGCUACUUCACAGCCUAUGUCGUUUUUCAGGUUCCCGGCCUCCUGUUGAUGUCCCGUCCAAAACUGGCUCGAUGGCUACUUCCGGGACUAGAAGUCCUGUGGGGGAUCUGCACCUUCGCCCAAAGCCGUGUGACCAGUGUCAACCAGAUUUAUGCUCUACGUUUCCUACUCGGCAUGCUCGAAGCACCCGUUUUUGCUGGAACACAUUUCAUUCUGGGCUCCUGGUAUUCAGGUCCAGAGCUUUUCAAACGUGCGGGAACAUGGUUCAUCUGCAAUGCACUUGGUACCAUGGUCAGCGGCUAUCUUCAGGCAGCCGCCUACACCAAUCUCUCAGGGGUAGGUGGUAUGCCAGGAUGGAGAUGGUUGUUUAUUAUUGAUGGCAUCUUCACGAUUCCCGUAGCCCUGAUUGGGUUCUUCGUCUUUCCGGGUAUCCCCGACUCUCCGCGGCCCUUCUAUCUAACGGAAAGCGACGUAAACUUAGCCAAAGAAAGAUUGCGCAGAGCGAAGAUCCGUCGACCUGGAAAGUUGAACUUAGAUGUCUUCAAGCGCAGCUUGAAGCGCUGGCACAUCUGGGUUUUUAUUUUCUGUUAUGCAUGCAUGAUCAUUUCAUCCUAUCCCAUGGGCUACAUGAAUCUGUGGCUCAAGGCUGAGGGUUAUUCAGUCACUCAAAUCAAUCAGCUACCAACGGUUACCUAUGCAAUUAAUAUUGUUGCCUCGUGGCUUGGGACCACGCUUGCAGCCAUCUACCCCGAAUGGGUCAUUUUCUCGAUUGGCUCUGUGAGCUGUUUCUUUUCUGCGAUCUGUAUGAUUGUCUGGUUCAUUCCCACGGGCUUAAAGUUCGUUGCUUGGUAUCUCUUUGGUGUCUCUGGCUGCUUGAGUCCCAUCCUGUAUUCUACUGUGAAUACAAUUGUCAAAGAUGACUCUGAAGAGCGAGCAUUGAUUUUGGGAUCGAUGAUGACCUUUGGCUACUCCUUCAACAUUUGGGUCCCACUUUUACUGUUCCCAACUGCAGGCCCCAACGGCGCCCCACGUUGGAAGAAAGGGUGGCCUGUGGCCUUUGUGUUUUACUUCCUGCUCUGGGCAGGAUUCAUGACGGCUAUUAUCAUCCACCGGCGUGAAAAAGGGAAGGAAGCUGCCGUGUCGGCCCAGGAAAGUACAGACGAGGACGUGGAAACUAUCAUUGUUGACCGGGAUGCGCAUGGUAAAGCCGGUUCAAAUGACUAG
Messenger RNA from Penicillium daleae, 1476 nucleotides. RefSeq lists its product as uncharacterized. Gene Ontology annotation, biological process: transmembrane transport. The coding region runs from base 1 to 1476 and encodes 491 amino acids. The record is from RefSeq and is a predicted model, not a curated record. Gene Ontology annotation, molecular function: transmembrane transporter activity. Gene Ontology annotation, cellular component: membrane. The transcript has 10 exons. NCBI's taxonomy places the organism in Eukaryota, Fungi, Ascomycota, Eurotiomycetes, Eurotiales, Aspergillaceae.